Sorghum bicolor (sorghum) is the source of this 1114-nucleotide messenger RNA. RefSeq names its product aquaporin TIP2-1. NCBI's taxonomy places the organism in Eukaryota, Viridiplantae, Streptophyta, Magnoliopsida, Poales, Poaceae. The transcript has 2 exons. Gene Ontology annotation, biological process: transmembrane transport; water transport. The record is from RefSeq and is a predicted model, not a curated record. Gene Ontology annotation, molecular function: water channel activity. Gene Ontology annotation, cellular component: plant-type vacuole membrane. The coding region runs from base 115 to 864 and encodes 249 amino acids.
GGGCCUGAGCUGACUGGACUCCAAGCAUCAGUGAAGCAGAGCUAGCAAUCUCUCAAGCUCACAGCGCCAAGCCUUCCCUGCCGUGACGAAGAGCUAGCUAAGAGCGAAAGCAAGAUGGUGAAGCUCGCGUUCGGAAGUGUCGGCGACUCCUUCAGCGCCACCUCCAUCAAGGCCUACGUGUCCGAGUUCAUCGCCACCCUCCUCUUCGUCUUCGCCGGCGUCGGUUCCGCCAUCGCCUUCGGGCAACUGACCAAUGACGGCGCUCUGGACCCUGCCGGUCUGGUGGCGAUCGCGAUCGCACACGCGCUGGCGCUCUUCGUGGGCGUCUCCAUCGCCGCCAACAUCUCCGGCGGGCACCUGAACCCGGCCGUGACCUUCGGGCUGGCCGUGGGCGGCCACAUCACCAUCCUGACGGGCAUCUUCUACUGGGUGGCGCAGCUGCUGGGUGCCUCCGUGGCGUGCCUGCUCCUCAAGUUCGUGACCCACGGCAAGGCCAUCCCGACGCACGGCGUGUCCGGGAUCAGCGAGCUCGAGGGCGUGGUGUUCGAGAUCAUCAUCACCUUCGCGCUCGUGUACACCGUGUACGCCACCGCCGCCGACCCCAAGAAGGGCUCCCUCGGCACCAUCGCGCCCAUCGCCAUCGGCUUCAUCGUCGGCGCCAACAUCCUCGCCGCGGGGCCCUUCAGCGGCGGCUCCAUGAACCCCGCACGCUCCUUCGGCCCCGCCGUCGCCGCGGGCAACUUCGCCGGCAACUGGGUCUACUGGGUCGGCCCGCUCAUCGGCGGUGGCCUCGCUGGCCUCAUCUACGGCGACGUCUUCAUCGGCGGCAACUACCAGCAGGUCGCCGACCAGGACUACGCCUAAGUGCUCCGGCCGUCUGGGCUGUUUGGAUUUGAAUUGAACGCAGCGUUUGGAUCUGCGUCGUCGUUUGCUUUGCUCUUCGCCACGUUAAAUGGUUUGUAUGUAAUGUGUGUCGAUGAUAUCUCGUCCAUGCAUAUGGUCCUUUGUAUUCAGUUCCCUUUUUUUUUCGGGGUAAAAUCGAUGUAAAGAUCUCGUCCGAUCUGCGGUUCUUGAAGUGAAAAAACAAAUGUGAUUUACGUUUCGAGUUAGUUUA